Molecule: messenger RNA, 591 nt
Organism: Cordyceps militaris CM01
Lineage: Eukaryota; Fungi; Ascomycota; Sordariomycetes; Hypocreales; Cordycipitaceae
Exons: 1
Coding region: 1-591 (196 amino acids)
Source: RefSeq, a predicted model, not a curated record
AUGCCCUCCUCUAGCGUCCCUCCUCCGCCUCCGCUACCCCGUCCGACAGUCUCCUCGGCGAACCAGCGUUCAGCUCCAACCCCUCCCUCUGUCCCGCCCAACGGACCGGCCGGUGCCCUUCUCCUCGAGCUCCUCACCGCCAACGGCUACCCGUUCAAGGACCACUGGUCGUACUUCCUCGGCUCGCGCGGCAACGCAGACGUCGGCGUCGUCGUCCACGCGACCGGCGACGUCGCCCACGGCUUCCGCCUCGAGGCGAAGCGCGCCUUUGACCUCGGCGGGCCCGGCAACGCCCCCAACAAGCGGACGCCGCUGCAGUGGCUCGACGCACGGCACUUUGACGAGCAGGCCAUGCUGAACCACGGCGUGCUCGCGUUCGACGCCGAGCCGGUCGGCGCGUGGGAGGAGAGCGUGCACAAGGUCAGGGCGCCGGGCAAGACGCUGAACACGGUGGGCGAGGAGGGCGCACCGGGGAAAAAGGUGACGCAGAAGAACUGUCAAUCGUGGAUUGUUGAGUCUGCAGAGCAGCUCGUCGCGGAUGGCAUGCUUUCGCCAGAUGUGGCAGCAUACCUUCGGGCUCUCGAGCAGUAG